AUGGCCGGAAUUCAGGACUCAAUGCCAACCCUCUGGCACUUCAAGAUCCGGGAGCCCGAGAUUGAACCUGACGAUGAUUUAAAAGAUGAUAUACGCUACAGCCUCAAAAAACUAUCCAAGCUGGUUGAGUUAGACACCUUUGAGGCAAACAUCGAGAACGGCCGGGCUGUGGUAAAGGUAGUCCGUCUGCAAAAAUCCGAGAUUGCCAUCCAGCAGAGUAACACACUCGAAGAUGGUAUCAAACAGCUGUGCGAAGCCAUGGUUGAUGGUGAUUCAAAAAACAGGCGACAAAUGGAAUUACUUAGCAAACGAUCCUUUCUAGGAAUUGAGCCUGCGUCCAGCGUAUUCCGAACAUACUGGACCGCGUCGUUCUUCAACGCAAUCCUGGCACAAGGCUCUGAGCUCAUCGACCAGGCUCCCUUCCGCGAUUUAGGCCAAGACAAACCGUACCUCGCUCCUGUUGCGCUUGUCUUUACGGUUGCUGCCCUCGGAGGCAUUUUUGACGUCUUUCGAAUGUUCCAACAACUUUACAACAAGCCCCCCACUAGUGUUGAAGAAGUGCAGCGCACUAUAAAGGAGUCAAUACCCACCGUAGAAUCUUGGCUGAACUGGCUUUCUGAGUCAGAGGCGAGCGAGAACGAAAUCGAAGCGGGAACACAGUACAAGCAGAAGCUGGAAGAGAGAAGAAGACGCUAUAAGAAGGAUCUGAAACAGUUCACUGAUACUUUUGAUAUCUUCCUCGAGAACUACAAAAAUAUUCCAGCACCUUUAACCAACGAUGGAGCAGUAGACCUCCGUUGCGAUGUCUGGACGUACACUGCCUGUAGUGAUCUCUGCGACAUGAUGACCUUGGCUUCCCCGCUCCUCAGGAACAACAAGAUGCUCGUUGAAGCCAGGAAACAGGAGCUAACACAAGCAGUCCAAUCGGGAAUCUUCAGUGCUGUGUCUGCUUCCAUGGUGUGCUUGAAUGGGGCUUCAGUGGCUGCUGUUGAUACUGCCGCCGCAUCUGCAACUGCUGUCUCCGUCACAGGGUCUCCUCUUGCCCCUAUUUUCUUCAUAGGAGUCACAUCUAUCUUCUCGGCUUUGGUCGCCCUUAACUCUUUCAAUAAGAGUCAAGAGCUCGACGCGGAUUGCAAAAGGCUUAAAGACGUUUUUGAGGCGAUCGUUUCUUCUGCGACAGGAGCUCUGAACGUGACUAUCUUAGCGCGGAAACUUCAACAUGGCAGGACCAAAUUAUCGUCCCCCUUGACAGACAAAGACUCGCAAGAUCGAUGGGAGCAGGCCAUGAUCGGAUUCGACCGUAUGUCACUGGAGAAGAAUGAAGGAUGUUCGGAGUUUGAGCUACUGAUGAUGUAUGUCAAUGACGGGGCGAUUGCGCUGCAGAAGCAACGCGAAAAACUCAUCGUCUAA
Molecule: messenger RNA, 1410 nt
Organism: Clonostachys rhizophaga
Lineage: Eukaryota; Fungi; Ascomycota; Sordariomycetes; Hypocreales; Bionectriaceae
Source: the annotation of a GenBank genome assembly